This is a messenger RNA of Cotesia congregata, 342 nucleotides long. NCBI's taxonomy places the organism in Eukaryota, Metazoa, Arthropoda, Insecta, Hymenoptera, Braconidae. The record is from the annotation of a GenBank genome assembly.
AUGUCGACAAAGGCUGAACUUGCUUGCGUUUACUCCGCAUUGAUCCUCGCUGAUGAUGAUGUUGCUGUAACUGGUGAGAAAAUUCAGACUAUUCUGAAAGCCGCCAACGUUGAAGUUGAGCCUUACUGGCCAGGACUUUUCGCCAAGGCUCUGGAAGGUAUCAACAUCAAGGACCUCAUCACCAAUGUAGGAUCCGGUGUUGGAGCCGCACCAGCUGGCGGAGCUCCAGUAGCUGCCGCUGCUGCUGCAGACGCUGCCCCCGCGGCCAAGGAAGCCGAGAAAAAGAAGGAGGAACCCGAAGAAGAGUCUGAUGAUGACAUGGGUUUCGGUCUCUUUGACUAA